AUGAAUGAAAAAGAAAUUGUCGCAGAAUUAGCAAAAUUACGCUACCCAUCAGAUGAAAGUGGUUGGAUUAAGAGAUCACAGAAUGGUCUCCCAAGCUACAUCAUGCUUAGAAAAUCUCUUUUUGCGAAAGGAAUCAAACCAUCAUUAACAUGGGAUAAAGAAGAUUGCUUGAACGCAUUUAAGAACGGCGAUCAAGUGUCCGAGACUAUAUUCGAAGACAAAACAACAGACGCGCUAUAUUCAUCUGUUCUGAAAACUUUCCGUAAUGAAAACAGAACUCUCAAGAAUAUUAGAGACAUUACAUCUAACUUGAUGCCCCAGAUCGAUGCUCACAUUAAGCAUCAAGAAGAAACCUUAAUCAAGAAGCAAUUAAGUAUGAUGAAGCCAUAA
This is a messenger RNA of Trichomonas vaginalis G3, 390 nucleotides long. RefSeq lists its product as uncharacterized. The record is from RefSeq and is a predicted model, not a curated record. NCBI's taxonomy places the organism in Eukaryota, Parabasalia, Trichomonadida, Trichomonadidae. The transcript has a single exon. The coding region runs from base 1 to 390 and encodes 129 amino acids.